UCUCCUCGAGUCCCGCUCUCUCCCCACUUCCCUCGCCCUCCCCUCCCGUCACCCUUCCCCGACCCCACCCGAGCCCGGCCCUCGGCUGCCCCGGCCAUGGCGUGUGGAGCCACUCUGAAAAGGACUCUGGAUUUCGACCCGCUGCUGAGCCCGGCGUCCCCGAAGCGGAGGCGAUGUGCGCCAUUGUCGGCGCCCACCUCGGCUGCUGCCUCUCCGUCGUCGGCAGCCGCGACCGCUGCCGCCUCCUUUUCGGCUGCCGCCGCCUCGCCGCAGAAGUAUCUCCGAAUGGAGCCGUCCCCCUUUGGCGACGUCUCUUCCCGUCUCACCACAGAACAAAUUCUGUACAACAUAAAACAAGAGUAUAAACGCAUGCAGAAGAGAAGACAUUUAGAAACUAGUUUUCAACAGACAGAUCCAUGUUGUACUUCAGAGGCACAACCACAUGCAUUUCUCCUCAGUGGACCAGCUUCACCAGGGACUUCAUCUGCAACGUCCUCGCCAUUAAAAAAAGAACAGCCCUUAUUCACUCUACGGCAGGUUGGGAUGAUCUGUGAACGUUUGUUGAAAGAACGUGAAGAGAAAGUUCGAGAAGAGUAUGAAGAAAUAUUGAACACAAAACUUGCAGAACAAUAUGAUGCAUUUGUGAAGUUUACGCAUGAUCAAAUAAUGCGAAGAUAUGGAGAACAGCCUGCUAGUUAUGUUUCAUGAAUCACGUUUUCUGCAUUUGUGGGCUGCCUUGUUCCUUGUUGAGUUGUUGCAAGAGGUCCUAAUUAUGACAUGCAGCAAUGCCAAUACCCCCCUGUGAAUACAGGUUAUUUCAAGCUUUCGUCAGUGGCAACCACUCUUAGGCAGCAACUGGUUUCGGAUAUUUCCCUGAUGUCAGUACCAUCUGGAUGUGGACCUUUGCUACCUGUAUUAAUGCCAGUGGCCUCAUUUGCUGUAUCAUUACAAUUUGGCUUCUUAUAUUAAUAUGUUUGAAAAGGAUUAAAGCUGGUAUUCUAAGAACAUGCCCUUCACUGGUUGUGUAAAUAAAACUGUAGAAUGACACUUCAGAUGAAGUUAGUGUGAUUUUAAUUGUGCACUACAACCAAGCUGUAACCAGUUAUUAAUAAUCUAGAAUGUAUAAUCCCAGGACAUUAUUAUUGAAGGAGGGAGGGCAUUUCUGUAUUCCAGGACUUCUUGGGGUUUCAGAAUGGAUUUUUUUUUUUUUAAGUUUUCUUUCUUUUUUUUUUUUUUUUUUUUUUUUUUAAUUUGGUAGUUUUUAUUUAUUCUAUCAAUCGUUUUAACAAAUGUUUAUUGCUGCAUUUUUUUCCCCAGUGUGUCGUCGUUUUACUGCCCUUGUAGUACUGGAAUUUAGUUGGAAGAAUAAAACAUUUACUUCUAAUCUGCUUUAAUGUACAGAUGGGUAGUACUUGAAUAAAGCCAGUGUUUUAAAUGUAA
Molecule: messenger RNA, 1440 nt
Organism: Panthera uncia (snow leopard)
Lineage: Eukaryota; Metazoa; Chordata; Mammalia; Carnivora; Felidae
Gene: AKIRIN2
Product: akirin 2
Exons: 5
Coding region: 97-708 (203 amino acids)
Biological process (GO): positive regulation of innate immune response; positive regulation of transcription by RNA polymerase II
Cellular component (GO): chromatin; nucleus
Molecular function (GO): transcription coregulator activity
Source: RefSeq, a predicted model, not a curated record